AUGGAGUCGAACAGUCUCGAGAGGGCCUCCCAGUACCUCAACAACCUUCUGCUUGCCCGCGGCCUCCUCUCCAAUGGGAAACCAAUCGAUUUCGCCAGACCCGACCGCAGCGGCAAGGGAACAGAUGCGACAAUGUCCCGGGUCAUCAAUCUUGUCCACAACUUGGUCUUGCGACGCGACCAGGACGCUGAACAACGAGAAAUGCUUGCGAUGAAGAUUCGCGCCACCCGCGCCGACGAAUCUCAGCGUGUUCUUGAUCUCCAGAGACUACAAGAUAAGAAUGCAGAACUGGCGCGAGUCGCGGCGUCGGCAGAAUCGGUAGAGCGAGCCUUGAAGUCAGCCGCUCGAAAGGCCGAGAUACAAGCCAAGGAACUUAAGGAUCAAAUGUUGAAAAUGAAGUCUACAUUGGAUCAAGUUCGUGCCAAAUGUCUGAGUGAUGUUCGAAAACGUGAUGUCGAGCUGGACAAACUGAAGGCUCAUCUGGCCGGACUACAACGCGGCAAAAAGGAUGCGUCGGGCAUGAAAAUCAAUGUUAUAAACUGGGAGCCGGAAACCAAAGGCCAGGAACGACGGAACGGCCAGAACGUGGACAGUACGGAAUGGAGCUUGGAGAAAGAGACGAAUGACUUUCUGGCGGCGGUGCUGAACGAAACCAGCGCUGAAAAUGUCUCCCUAAGGCGUAUCGUCACUGAUACCAUGAAGAUACUUUCGGAUCUGACCGGCCUGUCUGAGACAGCCACCGAACAACAUCUUGAUCCGGAGGGAGUUUCGUUCGCAGGCUCCAAAGAGCCUGGCCACUCAAAUCGGGAACAAGAUCAGUCGGACCACGGUCUGACAUCAUGUGCGGCUUUGGCAGACCAGAUGAGUUCGAUUCUGAGCCAUUGCCAGUCGAUUCUCAGGGAUCCUUCCUUCGUACCAAUCGAGGAAGUUCACAUACGCGACGAAGAAAUCAUCAAGUUAAGGUCGGGCUGGGAAAAGAUGGCAACCAAGUGGAAAGAAGCAGUGGCCAUGAUGGAUGAAUGGCGGAAACGCAGUGGUGAGCGAGGCGAAGUCCUGUCUAAUGAUGACUUCUCGGCCUUCCAGCUCGGCCAAAGUGUUGCCAUGCUGCCCAAUGGACAACCUGUGUUUGCCAUCGACGAGGAUUUACAUUCCGGAUUAUAUGAAGACUGCAACCUAGAGAACCAGUCUGUACCAGAGACCGAACAACAGCCGCCGGAGCCUUUACAGGAAGGCUUGGAUGAAGAUGAAGGCCAAGAAUCGGAUUUUGAGAUUCCACUUGAGCCCACCGCUAAACGAUUUGCAUCAAGCCCUCGCCGUGCCCGUCUGAACAUCGGCAAACCAUUGCGACCUUUAGAAUCCAAUGAUCACAAUCUAAAAGCAUCGCCGAACCGAAGCGCCGUCACCAGGGGCAUUCCGAAGCACGCUGCGGAAUGGGAACAAGACGAGGAAAAUCAAGGGCCUGCUCAACAAGACGAAGAUAUGACAAUGUCAGUGGCGGAGAAGCUAGCCGCUGUCGAGGCUGAGGCAGUAGAAGCGCAAAAACUCUCGUCACAACAGGCUAAGAAACGGAAGCAGGCCGGCAGCCAGAGAUCAAAAAGGGCUACCAGACGGCGGAGCACGCUUAGUCCGGACGAACUUGCUGCACUGAUGGGUAUAGAAUAG
Messenger RNA from Exophiala dermatitidis NIH/UT8656, 1662 nucleotides. RefSeq lists its product as uncharacterized. The record is from RefSeq and is a predicted model, not a curated record. Lineage: Eukaryota; Fungi; Ascomycota; Eurotiomycetes; Chaetothyriales; Herpotrichiellaceae. The transcript has a single exon. The coding region runs from base 1 to 1662 and encodes 553 amino acids.